UCUCACUACACCAAAGGAAGCAGGAUUAACUAAUUGAGGAAUUCUUGGGGAGAUAAUUGAGGAAUUGAGGCAAUUAAUGGGAUAUUUUUACAAAAUACUAGCACUUACACGCUCACGUAUUCACGUUGUUGACAAGAAAGAAAAUUCAGCGGAAGUUGCCUUGACUUGUUUCAUUGAUGCUUCUUAUCAGCGCUAAAUAUGUGUUUCAUUGAUGCUUCACUGAAGCAUUCAUCGCACAACAAAGCUUGAAACAUUUUUUGUUUCAUCCGUGAAUGGUUCCUUCUCACUCUCGCAAUCGUAUUUGUCACGUGAAGUCAGAAAACUUUGGAAAAUUUUUCAAAGUCCUCUUCGCGAGUUUUUGCGUAUUUUCCGUGAAAUUGUGCGGGUAAAUCAAUCGUCAGGAUGACUGAGAAUAUGGCAGACUUGAUGGUGUCGCUGCAUGACGAUAAAAUCGACAUGAUUGCAGCCACCAGUGUGCUACAGCAGCAGGCUGGAGAUAUUCGCCAGAGUAAAAUCAACUGGCAGUCGUACAUGCAGUCCCAGAUGAUCUCGAGUGAGGACUACAAUUGUGUGAGUGCCCUCGAUGGGGACAAGAAGGCGCAGUACUUGCAGCAGAAUGCCUCUCAGUGCGCCAAGACUCUCCUCAAUCUCCUCUCGCACGUUUCCAAGGAUCAAACAAUCCAAUACAUCCUCGUUAUGAUUGAUGAUCUACUGCAGGAGGAUCGCACCCGUGUGGAGAUUUUCCACGAUUACGCCCUGAAGCGCAAGGAGAGUGUCUGGGGUCCCUUCCUGAAUUUGCUCAAUCGCCAGGAUGGCUUCAUUGUGAACAUGUCUUCGCGAAUUCUGGCAAAACUCGCUUGCUGGGGCCACGAGCAAAUGCCCAAAUCCGACCUUAACUUCUACCUUCAAUGGCUUAAGGAUCAACUGACCGUCAAUAGCAACGAAUACAUCCAAUCUGUGGGACGUUGUCUCCAAAUGAUGCUACGUGUGGAUGAAUAUCGUUUUGCCUUUGUGUCCGUUGAUGGGAUCAGCACAAUAAUAAGCAUCCUGUCGUCUCGGGUUAACUUCCAAGUGCAAUAUCAGCUUGUUUUCUGCCUGUGGGUGCUCACAUUCAACCCAUUGCUGGCGGAGAAGAUGAAUAAGUUCAAUAUUAUCCCCAUUUUGGCGGACAUUCUCAAUGAUUGUGCCAAGGAGAAGGUUACGCGCAUCAUUUUGGCCGUUUUCCGGAACCUCAUUGAGAAGCCCGAGGAUAGUCAGGUGUCCAAGGAGCACUGUAUUGCCAUGGUGCAGUGCAAGGUGCUGAAGCAGCUUUCAAUUCUCGAGCAACGUCGCUUCGAUGAUGAGGAUAUUUCGUCCGAUGUGGAGUAUUUGACGGAGAAAUUGCAGAAUUCGGUGCAGGAUUUGAGUUCAUUCGAUGAGUAUGCAACAGAAGUAAAGAGUGGACGCCUAGAGUGGUCUCCGGUGCAUAAAUCUGCUAAAUUUUGGAGAGAAAAUGCUCAGCGUCUCAAUGAAAAAAACUACGAACUUCUCCGUAUCCUUGUUCAUCUUCUCGAGACCGUCAAAGAUCCGCUCGUUCUCUCCGUGGCCAGUUUUGAUAUUGGGGAAUAUGUGAGACACUACCCCAGAGGAAAGCGUGUGAUUGAGCAACUUGGUGGGAAGCAGUUGGUGAUGCAGCUGCUGAGUCAUGAAGACCCGAAUGUUCGGUAUGAAGCCCUCCUGGCUGUUCAGAAGCUCAUGGUGCACAACUGGGAGUAUCUGGGUAAACAACUUGAGAAGGAUAAGGAAGGUGGUGCUUCAGCCUCUAAACCCGGUGCAGCUCCAAUUGCUGGAAAAGCAUAAAUUAUCACAUAAAAAAUAUCCCCCCUGUAGUUGUUUUGAACCGAUUUUUGAAAAUUAAAAGAAAGAAUAAAUCAGUAGAAGAACAUUCCAGCUUGGCAAACAAAAUUUCACACAAAAAAGUGAUUUUAUCUGUUACAAAAAAAAAUCAUUUUUAUCAAAAUUGCCAAAGCUUAAGAAUUGAAGGGAAAGAAAAAAAAUAAAUUGUUAGUUUUAUCUUCAUUAACUGCAAUCAUAUAAGUAUUAUUGUUAGUGUGAAGGGGAGGUGUAAUAAGUGUUAAAUGGCAUCACCCACUCCCAUGUAAAUAUCUUUAAAGAAAAAGAAAAAGAAUAAAAUAUUCAAUGUGUCAUUUUGGUGGCUUUGUUGACUAUAAAUUGAAACAAAAAUUGUAUGAUUUAUGUAACAAUUUACUGUAAAAAAAAUGAGAUAAUAAAUCGAAAGCACGAAAUUCA
Molecule: messenger RNA, 2289 nt
Organism: Lutzomyia longipalpis
Lineage: Eukaryota; Metazoa; Arthropoda; Insecta; Diptera; Psychodidae
Gene: VhaSFD
Product: V-type proton ATPase subunit H
Exons: 5
Coding region: 403-1839 (478 amino acids)
Biological process (GO): proton transmembrane transport
Cellular component (GO): lysosomal membrane; vacuolar proton-transporting V-type ATPase, V1 domain
Molecular function (GO): proton-transporting ATPase activity, rotational mechanism; protein binding
Source: RefSeq, a predicted model, not a curated record